This is a messenger RNA of Thrips palmi, 1632 nucleotides long. Its product is annotated as sodium channel protein Nach-like. Gene Ontology annotation, biological process: sodium ion transmembrane transport. Lineage: Eukaryota; Metazoa; Arthropoda; Insecta; Thysanoptera; Thripidae. Gene Ontology annotation, molecular function: ligand-gated sodium channel activity. The coding region runs from base 167 to 1501 and encodes 444 amino acids. The record is from RefSeq and is a predicted model, not a curated record. The transcript is spliced from 8 exons. Gene Ontology annotation, cellular component: membrane.
CGUGUGCGUCUCGUGGUCCAAAAGGGCUCUGUCUCUCUCGCACCCACACGGCUCUAGGCGCGUCCUCAGAGUGCGAGGGAGACAAGGGCCCCACCGCGGCUGGAGCUUGUCGUGGUGACUUGGGGGUCCCUGGCGCGCGCUGGCGCGUCGUCCUGCCUGCAGGUACAUGAAGAGCUUGAGGGCGCUGCGGGAGCCCCAGCCCGGCCUCGAGGACACGCCGAAGCACGACAACCAGACCGGGCGGACCGGCAGCCGGGCCGGCAAAGAGGGCAAAGAAGAGAUUCCCCAGCUGCUGGUCGGCAUCAUCGAGACCCUGGCCAACUACCACUUCCCGCGCUUCCGCCUCAUGAAGAACGGCCUGAGCCUCAUCGGCGACCAGCUGAGGUACCUGGACGGGAUAGACAUCGCCCAGAUCAUGAUGAAGACGCGGCUCAGUUGCAAAGACUUGCUGGUCCGCUGUUACUGGAAGGGGAUUGCCUUCAAGUGCUGCGAGCAGUUUCAGCUUCAGCGCACCGAGAUGGGGUACUGCAUGUCCUUCAACUCCAGGACCUCGACCGGCCCCAAGAUUCUCUGUUCGGAGAAAAACUGCCACCACGUGUGGUCCACGGGGCCCGGUACCGGGCUCGUCAUGGUGUUCAACGACCUGACCAAAGUAAUGGAACAGCGGCCGCUGACGCGGGCCUAUACCAGGCGAAUGAAACAUCGCGUCCUUGCGGGACGGCUGUGGCGCAAGUCUACGCUAGACAACAACGCCAGGUCCGUGUGGGACAGUGAAGAAGUGUUCAUGGACAUCCGCUCAUGGCUGGAGAGAGACUACAUCCAGGUGAUGGUCCAUGACCGCACCAAGUUCCCCGCCGUGGAACAGGCCGUCGCCUUCUCGACCGAAGUCAAGACCGACUUCUCCAUGGCUGUCGCUUACUCGAUCACGGAAGCGGCGGACGACUUGAAGCAAUUGCCAUUCAAGGAUCGUAAUUGUCUAUUUUCCAACGAGGCGAAGCUAGAGACGGCACUACAGUACUCGCAGCCCGAGUGCAUCACUGAGUGCAGAAUGCAGCACGUCGUAGACCGCUGUGGCUGCCGGCCGUACUACAUGGAGAUCUACGGAGAGCGUUCGGCCUCUGUUCCUCAGUGCCGCUUCUCCCAGCUGCCCUGCUUGAGCUCGCUCAACAUGAUCGCCAUCAACUGCAGCCACUGCAUCACGACGUGCCGUGUCUCUCGGUUCACCUUCACGGUCAACCCCUCCAUCAGCGCCCACAUCAGCGACGCAAACAUCGGCACCAGCAUCGACAUCUCUUACGACUCGAACCGCGCCGCCGUCCUCUACAGGCACCAGCUGGCUCACUCCUUCAUCGACAUCUGGGUGACAAUUGGAAGUUUGGCGAGCCUUUUCCUAGGCUGUUCUAUUCUGAGCAUCCUUGAUAUUCUUCAUUUGGUGCUGCGAGUGGUUCGUGUAGCGCUUAGGUCCGAUUUCAAACCAGUUUUCAACACAAUAGACCACUGAGUGCACUUUCUGUUCACCAUAUGAGAUGAAAUCCAAAGGUUCUGGUCUCCAAGAUUCUCUGAUGCACCCCUUUGUACUUACAGCAGGGUUUACAAUGAGUAAAUAUAGUCAGGGAAUGUGAAAGGCUUAAA